This is a messenger RNA of Perkinsus marinus ATCC 50983, 1116 nucleotides long. RefSeq lists its product as hypothetical. The coding region runs from base 1 to 1116 and encodes 371 amino acids. Lineage: Eukaryota; Perkinsozoa; Perkinsida; Perkinsidae. The transcript is spliced from 6 exons. The record is from RefSeq and is a predicted model, not a curated record.
AUGAUUACCAGUAGAGGCUCACCGAGGACAUCUAUAGUGGAGAGGGUUUGCAGGCUGCUGGCCGACGGCUCAGAACACAGGGGCCGUCUACAGCUGGUGUCUCCUAAGUAUGUAUUGGAUGUGGCUCUGGCCACUCCCACUGACUUCCGCACUCCCCUACAGAGAUGGGCUAUAGAGGAGCUGCAUCGAGGGGCAUCUCUAGGCAUGAAGGUCGUCCUUGAUAUGAUGUUGGAGAUGGUUUGUCGUAGUACUCGAUGCCAACAGGUUGGCCUUGUCAUGGAGUUACCAGAGCCGGUGAACAUCCAACAGGCUGAGGUCAUGGCACGAUGGCUGCUGGAGGCUGAUGAACUGUCUAAGGAGGAGGUGAUGGAUAUCGAUGCGGUCUUCUGCCCUCCAACGGAGAGCUCUCCUAUCGAGGAAGGUGCUCCAGUGCCGAACCCCCUUAAGGACUUAUGGCCAGCCCUACAACGCUUCUCCAUCGACUCCUGUGCCACCAGCCUGUAUGUCGAUAGGGGCUCGGGUGCUGAGGUGUCGACAUGGGAUGUGGACCGAUUGAAGGGUAUGAUGGUUGCGAUUCGAGAGAGGAUACGUAGGGCUGAGGAGAACCCCGAGGAUGAGGACCUACAGGUGCCGGUAGAGGUCAGUGAGAGAGUCAUGAAGGUGAUGGAGAGUGGUGGGUGGGAGGAGGUACCUUCCGAGGGGCCUACUGGGAUGGAGGACUCUCCUGACAUCCUGGAAGCCCUUACUGGAGAGUAUCUCCUUGAUGGUGCCAAGGGAGAUGUAUUCACAUGUCUCGACCUGCAUAGGAAGGGAGAGUGGAUUGGGGAGGGUCAUGGAGGGGAGGCAGAGGAGGAGCAUACCAACCUCAGGGGCAUCAUCAAUAGACUCGUCACGCAGUCAGAGAGGCUACUGGCUGACAUCCAAGGGCCUCAACAGACAACUGACUUCAGCUUGGAGGAGGCAACUCUCAUCAAUGGUGAUGGCCAUGAUGAGUGGGACUUGGCCGAACAGAUAAGGUAUCUCACCACUGUCCGCACUGGAGGGCCGCUGGAGAUGCCUCUACCCUUGGAUGGAGGAGGAGGAGGAGAGCCAAAGGAUAUCCUGAGGAUGGGGUAA